This is a messenger RNA of Asparagus officinalis (garden asparagus), 768 nucleotides long. Its product is annotated as mitogen-activated protein kinase kinase 10-like. The coding region runs from base 1 to 636 and encodes 211 amino acids. Gene Ontology annotation, cellular component: cytoplasm. The record is from RefSeq and is a predicted model, not a curated record. Gene Ontology annotation, molecular function: protein serine/threonine kinase activity; ATP binding. The transcript is spliced from 2 exons. Lineage: Eukaryota; Viridiplantae; Streptophyta; Magnoliopsida; Asparagales; Asparagaceae. Gene Ontology annotation, biological process: protein phosphorylation.
AUGGACUGCAUGCCCAACGGCUCCCUCAAGGAUGCCAUCAACGAGAGGGGGAGGGGGUUCGAUGAGGGGGGUAUCGCUAGGGUGGCUGAGAGGGUUUUAAGGGGUUUGAGGUAUUUGCAUGGGCUGGGAAUUGUGCAUGGGGACAUUAAUCCCUCUAAUUUGUUGGUUGACGAGGGCGGAGAGAUCAAGAUUGCUGAUUUUGGAGCUAGUAGGGUGGUAGUGGACGGGGCCGAAGGCAACACCAUUGAGAGCGCAGAACGAGGAGGAACAUGCGCAUACAUGAGUCCCGAAAGAUUUGACUGUGAGGGAUUCGGCGGCGGAGGAGACGGGGGAGGGUUCGCCGGAGACGUAUGGGCGUUAGGGGUGGUAGUUCUAGAAUGCUAUUUAGGGAGAUUUCCAUUGGUUGGAGCAGGGGAGAGGGCAGAUUGGGCGACAUUGAUGUGCAUGGUGAGGUUCGGUGGGAUGCCGGAGGUGCCGGUGAAGGCAUCGCGGGAGUUUCGAGGAUUUGUGGAGAGGUGUCUUGAGAAGGAGUGGAGGAGGAGGGGUACGGUAGGGGAGUUACUUGAGCAUCCAUUUCUUGAGAUGCGCAGUUCUUCUUGCCCGGUGAUGGAGGGGUUCGCUGGCGAUGGAGGAUAAAAGGAUGAUCAUAAAUUUUGGUAUGAGAUGACGAAUCAUUUUAUGAAAUGAGCUAUUAUGAGGUAAACCGGUAAUGAGACUCAUUCCGCUAUCGAUCAUCUCUUCUAAUAGUUCAUUUUGUUAAAUGAGUUG